AUGGUCACCGAUGUGACUGAAGCUGCCCAGUUCUACUUACAGAGGGGCCAACUGAUAACGAAGCAAGGGCAAUUCGUCCAUCUAGACGUUGCCAACGGUUAUGCAAUCUUCAAGUCGGAGAAGACUCCCCAGGACAAAGGUGUCUCGUGGAGAGUGGAUGGCCAAUACUUGGAAGUUUUUGGACCUCGCUUCAACGCAUGCGGGAGACGGAAGGGAUGCACCUGUCUUAGUCAAGAUGAGAACAUCUUUGUAGAGGCUUCGAGACACCCACCAUUUCCAUGCCGUCAAUUCGUCAUGAGGCCGAAUCCUGGCACAAGAUCUCUUCCCUCACCGACUCGGCCAACGCCGGCUCAGCCAGUUUCUACGGCUCCAUCAACUGCUGUCUCUCCCAUUUCUACACAAAAUACGACGCCUCCUCCAACGACCAGGACGUUCCCCAGUACUACUGGAGAGCCCACGCCAAACCCUUCCUACGAUCCUGACCCAGAGCUACUUCCGCGCACUGUUGGUUCAUACGUGGAUGACAUGGAUGAGAUUUGA
Molecule: messenger RNA, 540 nt
Organism: Exophiala spinifera
Lineage: Eukaryota; Fungi; Ascomycota; Eurotiomycetes; Chaetothyriales; Herpotrichiellaceae
Exons: 2
Coding region: 1-540 (179 amino acids)
Source: RefSeq, a predicted model, not a curated record